Messenger RNA from Poecilia latipinna (sailfin molly), 2643 nucleotides. RefSeq names its product par-6 partitioning defective 6 homolog beta (C. elegans) (gene pard6b). The record is from RefSeq and is a predicted model, not a curated record. Gene Ontology annotation, biological process: centrosome cycle; regulation of cellular localization; establishment or maintenance of cell polarity. Lineage: Eukaryota; Metazoa; Chordata; Actinopteri; Cyprinodontiformes; Poeciliidae. The transcript has 3 exons. The coding region runs from base 323 to 1540 and encodes 405 amino acids. Gene Ontology annotation, molecular function: protein binding. Gene Ontology annotation, cellular component: apical plasma membrane; nucleus; cell cortex.
AGAAGAUAGGCAGCCCGAGGCAGGGACCAGGCCAGCUCAGACACAGCGCAGGCUGCCGCUUGGAUAACAUUGGAAAUGAUAAUUAUGAGAGGAGAUAAGUUCACCAGCUGAGCCGAGCUGGCUGACAGCAGUUGUGCCGUUCUCUACACAGACCUCUGAAACUGGUGGUAGCCGAGAGUUCUUGGGACAGUUCGCGGUCCCGGUAAAACAACUUGUUUUUUCGGACACUCUGUGGUGGCAGCAGCGGUCGCUGAAGCGACGGCUGGAGCAGGGCGUAGUGUGCGGGCUUUGGAGGCGUCGAUGGUCCUGCUGCUAGCGAAACAUGAACAAAAACCACCGAGUACCGAGCAGCCGUUCUCUGAGUGCCGUGGAGGUGAAAAGCAAGUUUGGCGCAGAGUUCCGUCGGUUCUCUCUGGAUCGCUCAAAGCCAGGCCGCUUUGAUGAGUUCUAUGGCCUUCUGCAGCACGUUCAUCGCAUCCCCAACGUGGAGCUGCUGGUGGCCUACGCCGAUGUGCACGGCGACCUGCUGCCCAUCAACAAUGACGACAACUAUCUCAAGGCCGUCAAGAGUGCCAACCCUCUGCUGAGGCUCUUCCUGCAGAGGAAAGAGGAAGCUGAUUACACAACAUUUGGUACAGACUCACUGACCAGGAAGAAGAAUACGGUGCUCUCUGCGGUUCUUCUGCGGCCUGACCCCAACAAGAAGAAGCCUCCAGUGAUCAUAAGCCUCCCGAAAGACUUCCGCCCUGUGUCGUCCAUCAUCGACGUGGACAUCCUCCCGGAGACGCACAGGCGUGUCCGUCUGUACAAGCAUGGUCAGGAAAAGCCCUUGGGUUUCUAUAUCCGCGACGGCUCAAGCGUGCGAGUGACUCCACAGGGCCUGGAGAAGGUCCCAGGGAUCUUCAUCUCUCGCCUGGUGCCCGGCGGCCUGGCUGAAAGCACAGGCCUGCUGGCUGUCAACGACGAGGUUCUGGAGGUGAAUGGCAUCGAGGUGGUGGGCAAGUCUCUGGACCAGGUGACGGACAUGAUGAUUGCCAACAGCCACAACCUCAUCAUCACCGUGAAGCCUGCCAAUCAGCGGAACAAUGUCGUUCGCGGCGGUGGAGUAGGUGGAGGCGCUGCCUCUGGUAGUUCGUCGGACAACGGUGCCAGUUACCAUGGCUAUUUACCCCACGGCGCAGCUGCCAUCGCCGGGCCGACACACAUCAUCCAGAACUUCUCCGUUGGGGAGCUGGAGAGCGACGAAGACGACGAGGACGUGGUGAUCGAAAUGGGGGGCGAGGCGGAGACCAUUCGGCGCACUCCGUCGAACUACAGCAUGCCGUCUCUGCCUCGCUAUGAACCGCACCUCAACCUUCGCACCGCCACUGCCGCCAAUUCCGGCUCUGCCUUCUCCAUAAAUGCCAACGGGAACCUGCGUGGCAGCGGCGGCAGCAGCGGAUCUCUGACCAACACCAAUGCCAGUUCCACCACGCCAUCCCCCGACAGAGCGAAGGAGAGGCGGAACCUGGAGGAGGAGGGCACAGUCAUCACACUGUAGACUGGGUUUCAACACACUGAUCACUGGGAGGUGCAGCAGCGUCUCAAUCGCAUUCAGUGGCCUCAUCUGAGGAGCACAGUUAUAUGGGUAUGUGUUGAACGUCAAACACCGCACCAUAUGCUGCUCCCUACAUGCCAAUCAUCACGCUGGAGUGCCAUAGUGGUGAUCAGAAGGAACACAGAGCCACUGCUGCUCUCCAGUUCAUCUCAGUACCAGUGCAGUUUGUGGGUUUUAGCUUUUUAACUGGUAAACUCAACACCCUCAUUUGGUCUUCAAAUAUUUUCAUUGAACAAGUUGGCUCCAUUACAAAUAAUCUUUGCAAAGGAUUCAACAAUUCCAAUUUUGGUUGAUACCAUUUUUUUUUCUUUUUGGUCUGAGAAGUUGCUAAUUAAGACUGGUGAUGGAUAAGAUUGGUGAAUAAGAUCAGUGUCUUAUGCAGAUAUCUACUGAUUGCUGAUCUCCCAAAAUUAAGGAAAUCAGGGCCGAUUUAUCAGUGCACCCCUACUCUCUAGCUCAGUUAUUAGUUGACAAUCCCUUCCAAUCACCUGCUUUUCUUCUUUUUACAUUUACUUCAUUCAAAUGGUAAACACUACUUUCCAGCAACCUAGCAAGUCUUUGUUUUGAUGGUUUUUAACCACUGUUAUUACCCUUCUUCCUUUUUGUACCUCAUUAUAAGGGUGACCGACUGCAAAAAGAAGGUUAUCAUUAUUAUUAGAUUGCCUCAGUGAAAACAUUUUACUCUGAAACCUGCUUUAUUUUCAUUGCUAUUCAUGGAGAUUAUUUUUUUCUUAGAAGACCAAUUUUGAGUGGUGAUUAACUCCAGAAUAAGAUAUCUGUGAAUGAAUCAUGCUCUCUGUCCUUCAUAUUGCACUCCUACUUCUCAUGAUUGUUUCCCCUGCCAUUUGGUCGACUUGUGAAAUAAUGUGAAUAUGAUUUUCAUGGUUCUUUCUGGAUCAAUAUAUUUAAGAUUAUUCAGCCAUUAUCUAAAUCAUGCCAUGACUUCAUAAAGAUAUAGAUAGACUUUUUAGCGCCAUUGGUGAAGAUGUUUGAACAGCCUUGAGUUAAACAGGUCGAACAAACCAAAAUUUGAGUCCCCCCCCCCC